ACUUCAAAAUGGCGCCGUCCAAGAAGAAACAUGCCAGUAACAAGGCUUGUAUUAUUCCUGGAGGAUUCGCAGUGCUGUCCUUACAGUUCAGUCCCGACAGUGCUGUUCAGCACCAGCUAUUUGUGAAGGAGCACAAAGUCCGAGCAGAGAAGAGUUCACACAGACCACUGGACCGGACUUUAUUUGUGCUCAACAUCCCCCCGUACUGCUCACAGGCUGUUGUCAAAGAGCUGUUUUCACAGUUCGGCUAUGUUGAGUCUGUGGAGCUCCGAGACCACCCGGGUUCAUCUCAGGAGUCUGGACCCAAGCUGUCCAGGUUCUUUAAACCAGUCGAAAAACAGUGUUUCAAAGUUGGCUACAUCGUGUUCCAAAACUCCUCCAGUGUAGCAGCAGUUAAAUCACACCCACAUGAUGUGCCUUUGGUGGUCUGCACAGAGAAGCAUCCAGUGAGGACAGGCUCGCAGAAAUGGAUUCAGCAGUACACCAGCUCUUUCAUUCAAACGGACAAACUGCAACAAAUCGUCGACUCCUUUAUGGAAGACUACGACAAGCGAAAAGAGGAGGAAGCGGAGAGGCAGAGGAAGGAGGCCGAGCAGCAACAAGAGGAUGAAGAGGGCUGGGUGAAAGUCACAAGAGGACCCAAGGGCACCAAGGCCCGGCCUCACAGUGAGGCAGCCAACAAGAGGACUCUACAGAAGGAGAUCAGGAAGAAGAAGAGGAAGGAGCUCAUGAACUUCUACACCUGGCAGCACAGGAACACACAGAAAGAACAUAUUGCUGAACUAAGGAAAAAGUUUGAAGAGGAUAAACAGAGAAUAGCUCUGCUGAGGGCACAAAGAAAGUUCAAACCUUACUGAGUCAACCACCCUGAUUUUUCUCUCCUCAUUUAACUGCUUUUGUAAGUCUUAACUACAUUAUAACCCUGAGCUUUUUUGUGUUAAUAAACUAUUAUUCUAACAGA
Molecule: messenger RNA, 961 nt
Organism: Epinephelus lanceolatus (giant grouper)
Lineage: Eukaryota; Metazoa; Chordata; Actinopteri; Perciformes; Serranidae
Gene: rrp7a
Product: ribosomal RNA processing 7 homolog A
Biological process (GO): ribosomal small subunit assembly; rRNA processing
Cellular component (GO): CURI complex; UTP-C complex
Molecular function (GO): nucleic acid binding
Source: RefSeq, a predicted model, not a curated record